UCUACCUGGGACACUGGGUUAAUCGAUUGACAAUUCUAUGUCUAUGAGAAUCAAAUCAAUCAUUCCAAAGGAAUUUCCUCCCAUGAUUCACCUGAGUUAAAGUAGAAAGAAUGGGAGCCUAGGGCCAUCGCGAGCCUGUCACGGAAAGUGUGACGUCUUAAUCGGCUUCAGAACACCCCUGCUGAAAUGUCUAUGCUCCCCCAACCAGCAUCAUUACAUUGUUCACAAAAAGAAUGUACUCAACAAGAGCAAGCAUUCGAUUGCGAGCGCAUAUCGAGCGCAAACCUUUACUGCGAUGCGCCUAUGCGACGACCCCUUAUGGUGGCCCAGCACCCUACCCUUCUCGAGUAACAGAGGCUGAUGUCAACGGGGCAAGAGCAUAUUGCUCUAAACUUGUAAAGUACCUAUACCUAUACCCAUACCAAUUUUCCCUUCUUAAUUGCAACAUCCCGUAUACUGAUAAUUCAUCAGAACAUUCGACUCUCCUUCCUACACCCUUCAAUCUUUCAUCCCAGGCCACCAUUCCACCCGAGAUGCCUACCUAGCCAUCCGCGCGCUCAAUAUCGAGCUUGCUAGAAUACCCGACCUAAUUUCGAAUCCCACCGUUGGCGCAUUACGAAUGCAAUUCUGGCGCGACAACAUAACUCGCACAUUUGCCAAUACACCUCCUAAAGAGCCCGUCGCAAUACUCCUGCACAAUGCGCUCACGCUUCUCCAGUCGCGAGAUGCGUCUCUGAGUACAAACUUCAUGAAAGGGUGGUUCAUGAAGAUAAUCAAUACAAGGGAACAAUACAUGGAUAAUCGCCCAUACACGACCAUGGAUGCAUUGGAAACAUAUGCGGAAGAUACAUAUUCGACCUUGUCAUAUUUGACACUGGCCUUUGUACCCAUAAAAUCUAUGGCCGUCGAUCAUGUCGCCAGUCACAUUGGGAAAGCAACAGGUAUUGUGGCAAUCCUCAGAGGGUUGCCAUUAUUAGCAUUUCCCCCGCCACCCAACCACCACAGUAACAAUGAAGCCUUCUCCGCCGCAAUGGGAGGAAAGGGAAAGGGCCAAACGCAAGGUUCGGUGGUCUUACCUUUAGACAUCAUGGCCGAAGCAGAAGUCAAAGAAGAAGAUAUUUUCCGGCACGGCGGCGAUGCAGCAGGAUUAAAAGACGCCAUUUUCACCAUCGCAACCAGAGCCAACGAUCAUCUCAUCACCGCUCGCGAGAUGAUCAAGAAUCUCCAGCAAGGUAAAGAUGCCGGCCAUGAAUUCGAGCACGAGGGCGAAGAGGGGCACCGGUAUUCUACUCGAAGUGCUACCGAGGAGAGCCAAAUCAGAGAUUUGCACAACGGCUUCGGCGUUUUUAUGCCAGCUAUUUCCACACAAAUGUGGUUGAAUAACUUGGAAAAACACGACUUCGACGUCUUCAAUCCGGAAUUGCGGAAGGGGGAUUGGAGAUUGGUAUGGAAGGCAUAUCGGGCGUUUUCAAAUCUUUCUCUG
Hymenoscyphus albidus is the source of this 1483-nucleotide messenger RNA. NCBI's taxonomy places the organism in Eukaryota, Fungi, Ascomycota, Leotiomycetes, Helotiales, Helotiaceae. The record is from the annotation of a GenBank genome assembly.